Messenger RNA from Diuraphis noxia (Russian wheat aphid), 627 nucleotides. RefSeq names its product Ribosomal protein LP1 (gene RpLP1). Gene Ontology annotation, cellular component: cytosolic large ribosomal subunit; ribosome. Gene Ontology annotation, molecular function: structural constituent of ribosome; protein kinase activator activity; ribonucleoprotein complex binding. Lineage: Eukaryota; Metazoa; Arthropoda; Insecta; Hemiptera; Aphididae. Gene Ontology annotation, biological process: translational elongation; cytoplasmic translation. The record is from RefSeq and is a predicted model, not a curated record.
CUUCAAACUCAACGACGCGCAACUACUUUAGCGGUACCUCUCUUCUUUCUCGUCAAUUGCUUAUUUGCUUGUUCUCAGCGUCAGUACACGCAGAGCUAAGGCCCAAUUUUAGGCGACUUGCGAUUUCUCAAUUCUCAGGUUUUUAAAAAUUUUCAUCCGUUCCGAUCCAGCUACGAUGGCCAUCUCAAAGCCCGAAUUAGCCUGCGUCUACGCCUCAUUGAUCUUAGCCGACGAUGACAUCGAUAUCACGGGAGAAAAAAUCCAAACAAUCCUAAAGGCUGCCAAUGUUGAAGUUGAACCAUACUGGCCUGGUUUGUUUGCCAAAGCUUUAGAAUCUGCAAAUGUUAAAGAUUUAAUCUCGAACAUUGGAUCGGCAGUAGGAGCUGCACCGGCUGCAGGUGCCGCAGUUGCUGCACCAGCGGCUGAAGCCAAGGAAGAAAAGAAAGUAGARAAGAAGGAAGAAGAGAGUGAAGAGGAAGAUGAUGAUAUGGGCUUUGGUCUAUUUGAAUAAAAAUCAACUCCAUCGACUGACUUACCUCUACCAAAAUAACAACAUUAACUUUAUUUGUAUUAUUUUGUAACUUGUACAACUAUGCAGUUUAAAUUAAAUGUUGUUAUAUUUUAAUA